CUACAAUGCUUAAUGUCGACUGAUGAGGCUUUUUCUUUUUAUGGAAAAACUUUCUGUCUUUUACUGAAGCUGCUUCAGGGAUGAUUACUGUAUUAUUGGUGAUACCCGUGACAUUGUGAAACCGCAUUAAGAGAUGGAACCAGAAACUGAAGACCCGGACAACAAUGAUAACUUGGUCCCAUGGUCAGGUUCAGAUGGUUCUGGGGAACUGUGUGAUGAUGCCAGUGAUGAAGAGUUCCCUUUAGAUCCUCUACCUGGUCACAUCCAACGUCUUCAGUCACAGGACUGGGAAUCUGCAGGUGAGCAACAGUCCCUGCCUGAACUUUGCGGAAGUGAAGAGGAGGUUUCAUACCGAGAAGAGGAUGACAUCUACUUAAGUGAAUCAGGAGGGUCCAUUACAGAGUCUCCUCGAAUCCAACCCUCGCCAACAUCACUGUCCCCACACCCAGAGCGCCCCAACUCCGAGCCUCCUGUUGGCCAGAUAUCACGGCAGCAUUCCCAGUCUUCUUCCUCUUCUAUUGGCCGUGCAGCUGACAUGACCCUGGCCUUGACCCUGACCACAGAGCAGCCCCUGGGAGCCAGUUAUAGGCAGGGCCCAGGGACUGUCAACAGGAGUGUUGAAUCUUCAGAGGAAGGAGGGAGUAGUGAAGCACCUCCUGCUCCUGUCUUCUUUGGAAUUUCAGACGAAGCUGCUGAGCAGGCAAAGAGGUGGAACUCUGAGUCUGACACAGAUCUCUGCAGACCGGACAGGCAGAGGGCGAGGUCCACACGGCUCAGUCACAACGAGAGCCAAUCGGAAAGACACGUGAAGGAGACCAAAUCCAAAUGUAAGCGUAUCGCUCGGCUUCUAACGGAUGCACCCAACCCUCAAAAUAAGGGAGCCUUGCUGUUUAAAAAACGCCGCCAGAGGGUCAAGAAGUAUACACUUGUGAGUUACGGGACUGGGGAGAGAAAGCUUGACAGCGAAGACCAAAUAGAGGAGGAAACUGAAGUCAGAUCAGCUGGUUAUAACUUUGUGGCAACAAGUGAAUCUGAGUUAGAAGAGGAGUAUUCUGUUUAUCAGCAGCAGCACAAUUUAAGUCUGAAUUGGGGAACUGGUAGAGAAAUGGAUGCACUACCGGAAACAAAAGGAAAGGGUGUUAUGAUGUUUGCCCAACGCCGCAUACGCAUGGAUGAAAUUGUGUCAGAGCAUGAAGACCUGAGGAAUAAAGGAUUAGCUGUGGAGGCAUUACGAGAACCCGAAUGUACAGAAGCGCAGAAUGUUUAUGACACUGAGGAAAUGUACGUGCACACUGAUCAGGCCAACUACAUGGAUGCAAAUCGUAGGCAACAAGAAGAAUACCAAGAAAGUAUUCAACAGAUGAACAACCUAUCCAACGUGCCAAGACCGUUGGUGCCCAACCGAACUGCGAAGCCUUUCCUAGGAUUCCCCGUCAGCACAACUGCUUCUGUUACGCCUGGUGGCGUCGUUCAAGUGACAAAGAAGCAUGAACCCAGAUUCAGAGUAUCUGUGCCUAUUAACACUAACCCGCAAGUUUGGUCCCCGACUGGAGACAUCAUAGCCUCAAGGGAUGAGCGUAUAUCUGUGCCAGCAAUAAAGACCGGCAUCCUUCCAGAGUCUAAAAGGAGAGCCACUAAUAAACAUCAAACAAUGCUGGUGCAUGGAUCAGAUCACCACAAAGGGGAAAGGAGGUCUUUUAUUGAGGCAGAGGAAGACUGUUUUAGUCUAGGAGCUGAAGCUUGUAACUUCAUGCAACCCAGAACAAUAAAACUCAAGAAUCCCCCUCCAGUUGCCCCAAAACCUACCUUCAACCCAGCCUGCCCACCUUGGAUGUGUAGGAGCCCCUCUGCAGAGCCCUAUAUUCAGCCCCCUCACAGUCCUGUCGGGCCUCCUAGUCAGCAUUACUCACAGCAGCAAGAUUGGGCUCAAACUCAACAGAUGGCCAACCAUUGGGCACCAAAUCAAACUCCGGCAACACUUCAAACACCUGCCAAUGCCUGGGCUCCUGUCAACUCCUCUUCUCAGCUUCAUCUUCAGCCAACAACAAAUAGCUGGAGUCAGCAGCCAUCACGAUCCCCAGUGAGUAUGCAGGCCCGCAGUCCUACUUACAGCCCACAUCACCAACCCUCACCCUCAAGGAGUAAGUUAGUCUGUGCUCCAAACUCAGUUGCCUCUUUCCCACCACAAGCAGUGAAGUCAAACGCCUAUGCAUCAAAAGCAUCACAGGCUUCUCCAAAGGGUCGAGUCCCAGACAGAGGUACUAAUCGGGCUGGCAAUGGUUCAACCAUGGGGGGAAAAGGUGCACAGUUGUUUGCCAAAAGACAGUCCCGUAUGGAGAAGUUUGUUUUCGAUGCUGAAACGGUGCACGCUAACAAAACAAGAUCUCCCUCCCCAACCCCGUCACUCCCUAACUCCUGGAGAUAUUCUUCUAUCAUUCGUGCCCCACCUCCUCUAUCAUACAAUCCCCUUCUUGCUCCUUUCUAUCCUCCAUCAGCAGCCAAGCAACCCCCUUCCACAAGCCCCAAAAUCAGGCCUAAGACCAAAGAGAAACCUAAAGCAGCCCCAAAGCACCUCAACCCCUUAGACAUUAUGAAACAUCAGCCUUAUCAGUUGGACUCUUCACUAUUUAAGUAUGAGGCAGUACCUGAGGCCAAAAGCCCCAGCCCUAAACCAACUCCAGCAUCAAAGUUUGAGGCCACCAAAAGCCUUAAACAUAGAUCUGCCCCUUCUCAUUCUCCUGCUAACACCUCUGAGCUUGUUGUUCAGAGCGAGGCAGAAGUCCCCGCUAAGUCUCCUGUAUCGGUAAGUUCCCAAACUUCUUCUGCCCGCCAAAGCACAAGAUCAGUUGAGUCUCUUGCAACUGACAAGCGCUUGGAUAAAAAGCCCACUGUCACACCUGCAGCUCAUCACAUAACCAACAAGCAAGCACCAAAUGCCCGACCUGCAAGCGCAUCCUCCCAGCAUUCAUCUACUGGUGAAAGCAUUGCUUUAGCUUUCUCUCCAGCAUCUCUUAUUGCUAGAGGCGCACGUCAAAUGGCACCGCGCCCAAAUUUUUCUGCCAAGAAGCCAGUGGUGACAGGCAAACAGUGGAGACCAGUUGCUGCACUACAUUAG
Molecule: messenger RNA, 3115 nt
Organism: Anoplopoma fimbria (sablefish)
Lineage: Eukaryota; Metazoa; Chordata; Actinopteri; Perciformes; Anoplopomatidae
Gene: synpo2b
Product: synaptopodin 2b
Exons: 4
Coding region: 134-3115 (993 amino acids)
Biological process (GO): positive regulation of actin filament bundle assembly
Cellular component (GO): actin cytoskeleton; nucleus; Z disc
Molecular function (GO): actin binding
Source: RefSeq, a predicted model, not a curated record